This is a messenger RNA of Rhineura floridana, 1245 nucleotides long. RefSeq names its product C-type lectin domain family 4 member F-like. Bases 143 to 910 code for a protein of 255 amino acids. The transcript has 8 exons. The record is from RefSeq and is a predicted model, not a curated record. NCBI's taxonomy places the organism in Eukaryota, Metazoa, Chordata, Lepidosauria, Squamata, Rhineuridae.
GCCAGAGAGCCGGAGGGGACCCCAAAAACCGGAGACUCCAGCCAAAAAACAGAGACCUGGUAACUCUAUCUCCUACUAAGAGGAAGCAGCUGGCAAGAAACAACGCUUGCAGAGCUUGCAAAGUGGCGGCGUCCCAAGCAGGAUGGCACGAGAGAUUCCCUACGAAAACACAAUGAGGUUGGAAGCGAAUGUUUCCUCUGCAUCUCACAAAAGAACCGUCUUCAUCAUCGCGACGACCCUCCUGGCGUUCCUGGCUCUCCUGUUGGCCACCUUGCUCAUUGCAGGGGCCAUCCUGUAUUUCCAGAAAGAGAAGGAACUCCGGGAACUCGAAGGGGUGGUGGAGAGGAUCGGGACCUCCCUGAAGCUCAGCAACAUCUCCCGUCUUGCAUCAGGGGAGGCAUCUGAAGGUGCUCAGCUGCUGGAAAACAUCCAUGAGGCUUUCUCCGAGAUCCAGGCUCAGCUAGAGAACAUCAGUGUCUCAAGAGCAGCUGCCCAGCAUCGUUACAGGGAUCUCCUGGGAUUGGUCUCCACCGGCUGGAAGUUUUACAGUGGGCACUUCUACUUCUUUUCCCAAGAGGCAAAGCAAUGGGGGGGAGCUGAGGAGACGUGCAGAGCUCAGAGGGCGCACCUGGCCUCCAUCACGUCACGGAAAGAGAUGGAAUAUCUUUCCAAGGAAGCCAGAGGGAAGCCCUUUUGGAUUGGACUCUCUGACCAUCAGGCAGAAGGCACGUGGGCAUGGACAGAUGGCACAAAAUACAACAAAAACAUUAGUUUCUGGGGACCGGGACAACCCGACAACUGGCAUGGAGCACCACAGCACCAGGAAGAUUGUGUUCAGGUCACAGAUUUCUGGAAUGAUGUCAGCUGCACCUACAGUUAUAGAGCAUUCUGUAAGAAGACCUUCUCCUGAUCAGACACAGACAACCCCCUCCACUGCCUUUUGGCAGCAGGCUAAGGGGCUAUAUAACCCAGCACUCUGCCUCCAACAGAGGACAGCCAAAUGCUCCCGGACGCUCACGAGCAAUUGCUAGUCCAGAAGAGGCUUUGUCCCUUUGCUGAGUUUUCUUCAGACGCCUUCGGUGACAGAAGCGCUGUUUGAAAAUCCGCAACGUGAACAUCUGCUCGCUUCUCCCAUUCCCCAAUCUACAUGUCGCUUGAAGGAUUUUAAAGGCACUGAUGAGGCAAGGCUGUCCGUGGUGGGCAAGGCCAGAAGGCAGAGCAUUAAAUGCGACCGUUUCCUUUGUA